This is a messenger RNA of Vidua chalybeata, 2164 nucleotides long. RefSeq names its product cytosolic 5'-nucleotidase 1A-like. NCBI's taxonomy places the organism in Eukaryota, Metazoa, Chordata, Aves, Passeriformes, Viduidae. Gene Ontology annotation, biological process: nucleotide metabolic process; adenosine metabolic process. Gene Ontology annotation, molecular function: 5'-nucleotidase activity; nucleotide binding; magnesium ion binding. The record is from RefSeq and is a predicted model, not a curated record. Gene Ontology annotation, cellular component: cytoplasm; cytosol.
GGGUGGGGAUGCUGCUGCUGGACGGGCUGUGUCGGGGAGCAGAGGCAGCGCUCGUGGCUGAGAGUUGAAGAUGGCAGAGCUGGAAAGCACAGUCAUAAACACCAAUGUAAAACAGAAAGACCCCAGCACAGCACUGGUCAUUGCUGUGACCACCAGAGCCAUCUUCAACCUGGAGGAGGAGCACAAGCUCUUCCUGGAAAAGGGCAAGGAGGAGUACACGAGGCACCAGCAGGCCAACCAGGACAAGCCCCUGCCACCAGGCACAGCCUUUGCCUUCAUCCAGGUAGUGCAGUAUGUUAACAAGAAGAUCCUGGAGAACAACCCAGCAGAGGACCUCUUUGACAUCCUGGUGGUCUCCAACAACAACCCAGAGAGCAGCGUGCGCAUCAUCAACAGCGCCAAGCACUACGGCCUGGGGAUCUCCAAGUUCUGCUUCGUCAGUGAUGAGGACUCUACACAGUACCUGAAGUCCCACAGCGUCAAGCUGUUCCUCUCAGGUGACAGGACAGAUGUCUGCAAUGCCCUCCGGAGAGGGGUCUCAGCAGCGCUUGUCUUCCAGCAAGAGGUGCAGGCCCCCAGGACUCCACUCCACAUGGUGUUUGACGGGGAUGUUGUGUUCUUCUCCGACGAGACAGACCAGAUCUUCCAGGAGCAGGGCCUGGAGGGGGCUGUGCAGUACGAGCAGGCGAUGGAGACAGUCCCCAUAGGAGAGGGUCCCCUGAAGGCUUCUGCCAUGCACCUUGGGAAGAUGUGUAAGAAGUUUGGCCAGGAGAAAUCCCCCAUCCGCACCUACCUGGUGACAGCCCGCAGCGGCCGGGACAUGGGCAUCCGAGCCAUCAAGACACUCCGGGAAUGGGGUCUGCCCAUCGACGAGGCUUUCUUCAUGGAUGGGGCUCCCAAAGGCCCCAUCCUCGCCCAGAUCCAGCCUCACAUUUUCUUUGACAAUAGGCUUCAUAACAUCCAAGGGGCCCAAAAUGUGGGGGUACCCUCUGCCUGGGUCCCUUCCUGCUGCUGAUGGGCUGCAGGCCAGCAGUCCUCCCUCCCAGCUACACAGGGGACUGGGUCAGUUGGAGGCAAAACUUCUGGUGGGGAAGGAAAGAUCUCCUAACGUGCAGCAAGCAAAUCUCAGGGAAAGGGGACAAGAGCAUGGACUCCCAUGCAAAGCUUGAUGUAUAUUUCUGCUCCUAAUAAGAGGUUCUCUACAUCUUAGGAUAAAGCCAAAAGACACAACUGCUCCAGGAUGGGAGGACACCUUUGCUGUGACACUGAGGACUACACCUACAUGCCCUUUAGGACUUGGGAACUUUUCUCAAAGAAAUUAGUGAAGCCAAUGCCACACAUGCAAGCUGCAAGAAGCAAGAAAAAAAUGCUAGUUUUGGCUGUGCUCAGACAGUCUCCAAGAUUGAGCAACACAGGAAGGACAUCAGCCUGUUGAGCUGAGUCCAGAGGAGGCAGACCAAGAUGAUUAAAGGGAUAGAGCACCUCUCCUGUGAGGAAAGGCUGAGAGAAUUGAGAUUGUUCAGCCUGGAAAAGAGAAGGCUUCAGGGUAACCUAACUGUGGCCUUCCAGGACCUGAAGGGAAUCUACAGGAAAGAUGGAGAGCAACUACUUACAAGAGCAUGUAGUGACAGGACAAGGGAGAAUAGCUUCAAACUGAACAAAGACAGGUUUAGAUCAGAUAUUAGGAGGAAAUUCUUUACUGUGAGGAUGAUGAGGUACUGAAAUAGGUUGCCCAGGGAAGUUGUGGAUGCCUCAUCCCUGGGAAUGUCAAAGGACAGGUUGGAUGGAGCUCUAAGUAACCUGGUCUAGUGAAAGGUGUCUCUGCUCACACCAGGGUGGCUGAAACUGGAUGAUCUUUAAGGUCUCUUCCAACCCAAACCAUUCUAUGAUUCUAUGGUUAUUUAUGAUUUAUUCCCAGGAUCUCUGCCUAAAGGGAGCCCUCAAGACCCUGCCUCACCAGACACACUCAUCUUGGUUUCCUGAGGAGACUGAUGUGCUAGUGAGUGCUUCAGGCAGCUCCGGAUGAACUCAGAAGAGGGAGAAAGACUUCAAAACUGUAAAGGACCUACAAACCUUUUAGAAAUGGGUGCAUGGGUUGAAGAAAGAAAGCCCAAGAUAUUCUUCCUCAUAAAAGAGAUUAUAGCACAAGACAGCUUUCCUUAGA